UUUUCAAGUGAAUUAAACUCCGGUUACCAGUGCAAUCCGCCAGAACAACGCGGUUAAUAGAGGAAACAUAUAUAGUUCAGACCAAAGAGGAAAAUUACAAAAGACUGCUUCGGGGAACUCAAGAGUUCUAGAGAAUAUAAAAGCGCUGUCCAUUGGCAAACGGAAGUUAGUGAGCGGAAGAAGAACAUGGAUAUCCAACCACAGACCUUGAGGCUGAUUUUCCUUUGGAACUGCCUGGCCAUUGGGCUAUCGCUGAUGUCAGGAGCAACUGCAUCCGGACAUGACGUCAGUCCAGCUUCCAGGGAUGCUAACAGUAGCCAGCAAAGUUGUGUGGAGGUCAGAAACGCAGGUGGCCAGGGCGAGCCAUUCUACAUGUGCCGUGGCGCGGAGUCCACAGGACCUGGAGCUGAAAAUCAGCCCUCCAUGGAGCAUAUGCCUCCGUUAAAUCCUCAGCCCGCAGUACACCAUGAUUCCGGUCACAACUUUCCCGUGUUUCCCGCCUUUGAGGGCGGGUCAUAUCCGCAGCAGGCAGUCACAGAAGACCCCACUCGCAUCCACCAAGUCCAGCCGGCGGGUCCGUCGUCAUACCAGGAGGAGCUCCACCGCCAGCCUCUUCCUCAGCAGCAUCAGCCCCACGCCCAGUACGGAUUCUACGGAGGCCCCAUGGCAGCCCCUCCAACUGCAGCUCCAGCGCAGUCAGCUGGCGUGCCGGAAUUUCAUCACCCAACUCUGGGCAGCCCGCCAGCAGCUCCACCAGGAGUUUCAGCUGGCCCAGGCCCAGCGUCCACGGCCCCUUCGUAUGAUCCUGCAGCAUUUCCGAGGACGCCAAGUCGUCCCAAAGAGAACGAAGUAGCCGGAAAUGGUAGACAUCGUUUCACCUUCGACGACGAUGUGCUGGCUGUGCCGGAUGUGGGAUUUAGGCGAGAGGAGCUACAACAGCAGUACCGCAGGCCAGUGAAUCAACCGGGAGCCCAAGAUCAGUUGAUGUGGGUGCCAUUGUCACAGACGCAGGAUCCCGAGAACGAUCCGGUUAUGAAGGCAUUCUACAGCAGUCUGGCAGUCGAAGGACACCCCGCACAGGAAGCACCAGUGGGCAACCAGGAUGAGCCCAUGGUGGGACAAAUGGCCCCCGGCUAUAGCCCCUACAACGGCCAAUACCCAGAGGCACCUGCUCCGCCGACGCUGCCGCCACCACCUCCGACUUAUUCCCAAGCUGAUGUGACGCCCUCUGCCAACACAUACUGCAAUGGAUGUCCUCCCACCGCACCACCUAUCCAAUGUCCCACGCCACUGGACAACGGAGUGAGCUACAGCACCACCUGUCCGAGCUUCCAGCCGGUCAUCAUAAGCAUGCCCUGCUACGCACAACGUCCACCAAAUCCCUACUUUGGACUUCCUAGGGCACCACCAGCAUUGGCUCCAGCCGGUCCCUUUGGUGGUGGAUUUGGGUUGGGUGCCCAGCUGGGAAGCCCUUUCGGCAUGACUCCUCAGAUGGGGGGACGGGGAUAUGACAUGGAGCAGCAGGUGGGUGGCCCCUUCGGCAUGGGAAUGCAGCUCGGAAUGGGAAUGAACCCAUUCGGACCUUUCGGAGCCCUCAACCCUUUCAAUCCGUUCAACAGAAUUCUGGGUGCACCAGCUCCCAAUCCUCCAACACAAAAUGGUAACUUUUUUCAGCGCGUAUUCAAAUUCGACCAGAACGCUGUCCCAGCAUCGACCACAGAAGUUGCUCCUUCCACAGAAGCUCAGACGGAACGAUCGGGAAAGCUGAACUUCUCCAGCAGCACUCCGGCGUCGCCCAGCUCAGAACAGCCGGAUUCCAUUCUGGGCGAUGACCUGGAGAGUGCAGAGGAUGUGGACUCUGCCGAAGACAUCGAUAAGGAGGAUGAUCCGGCGGUGACCACACCGCUCCCAGCUUCCGAGGCAGAUGAUUCCGCUGACGCAUCCGGAGUGCCGGCCAUCGUGAGCAAGGCGACGGAUCUUCUCAAGCCCACGGAGAAACGGAAGCGACAACGUCAGCGCUCCAAUGGGCGUGGCACCCAAAAGCACAGAUACCUCCAGCAGUUGUAGUCCCAAGAUCGGUGAAUGGAAACUGAAUAAAGUUUUAUUUAUAAUGUCAAA
Messenger RNA from Drosophila santomea, 2118 nucleotides. Its product is annotated as basic salivary proline-rich protein 2. NCBI's taxonomy places the organism in Eukaryota, Metazoa, Arthropoda, Insecta, Diptera, Drosophilidae. The record is from RefSeq and is a predicted model, not a curated record.